This is a messenger RNA of Dromiciops gliroides (monito del monte), 2440 nucleotides long. It is a transcript of the gene DAP, whose product is annotated as death associated protein. The transcript has 4 exons. Lineage: Eukaryota; Metazoa; Chordata; Mammalia; Microbiotheria; Microbiotheriidae. Gene Ontology annotation, molecular function: death domain binding. The record is from RefSeq and is a predicted model, not a curated record. Gene Ontology annotation, biological process: negative regulation of autophagy; apoptotic signaling pathway; cellular response to amino acid starvation. The coding region runs from base 169 to 480 and encodes 103 amino acids.
CGGGGGGAAGGGAGGGGGCGUGCCGCCCUGCCCAGCCAGCGGCUGCUCCAGCUGUUGCAACGCGACGACGCGCUCGGGCAUUUUUAGCGACGGGUGCGCGCGGCUGGUCGCCAGCUCCCAGGUCCCCCGAAGCGAGGCAAAAAAGGAGAGAGCGAGUCAGUGUCCACAAUGUCUUCGCCUCCUGAGGAGAAAGUAGAGACUAGAGCUGGACACCCUCCUGCGGUAAAAGCUGGUGGAAUGAGAAUUGUGCAGAAACACCCUCAUAGUGGAGAUGCCAAAGAAGAGAAAGAUAAGGAUGAUCAAGAAUGGGAAAGCACCAGCCCACCUAAACCAACUGUGUACAUCUCUGGUGUUAUUGCAAGGGGUGACAAAGAUUUUCCCCCUGCUGCAGCUCAGGUGGCUCACCAAAAACCACACCCCUCUAUGGAAAAGCAUUCUUCUCACAAGACAGCACAGCACAUCCAACAGCCCCGCAAGUGAAGGUCCUGCCGCAACCCUGUCAGUCUGGUUCUUGGAGAAGAUCACAUGAUUUCUCUUAGUUUUGACAUUUAUAGAGCAACAAGAUUUGGUCCAGUUUUGUUUUUUUCCUAUCUCUAACUCUGUAGAGAAAUUUAAGACAAAGCAAAUCAGUAGCUUCCUUUGCCUUACAUUUCUUUGUUUACUGCCUGCAAAUAGAUUAGAUACCUCUCUAUCUUGUUCACCUAAAUGCAAACAACACUUGAGUCUCACUUUUUCCCCCUGAUCUCGGAUCCUUACUCAAUUUAACCUUAUCUGCAGCUUUGAUUAAAAGUUAGUUUUAGUAGUUCUAAAGUUGCCUUCGGUUUAAACCAUAAAGUUAAGUGUGAUAUUUAAAAACGGUUGUAAACAAAUUUGGGGAAAUGCAAGGUAAAGGUUAGGAAGAAAUGGGUCAUUUUGUAAUCUUAUUUUUAUCAGGCAUUGUAGUCUUCCCAUGUAGUUCAGAGCAAAAUAGGGAAGUCAGUUAAAAUUUCACACUGCCCUUUAAAUGAAUAACCAGAACAGUUAUGUCCUUUAAGAGUCUUGUUGCUGAGGAAUAAGAAUCCAAGAGGGCUUACUCAAAAUGAAGCGUCUUGCUUUGAGUCACAGGACUGGGGAGUUUGUUGUAGCCCAGAAAGUCCUGGCUUGAGAAACAGGUUAAUUUAUGCAUUGCUGUAAUCACCUCGUUGGCUUGGAUUUGGGGAGUGGGACUCUUAGGACUCCACCCACAUUGUAGAAGGGGAAAGACAUGGAUAAUCACUAGAAAAGUUUAAUAAGAUCAUUUAAAGCAGAGGGGAAUAAUAAAUGAAAACCCACAGAGUUCCCAAAGAGAUCCAGUUUUCCUCCAAAGAGAGAUUAAUCCCGUUGUCAAGGAAAGAAAAACACAUUCCACUUUACUUGGAGCAAUCUGUUUGUAGACCUCACGACUGUGGUCAGUCUCCUCUUUGUCCUAAUUACAUAAUUAUUCCUACUAAUGUUUAAAUGUUUGAUGUCAUUCUGAGUUAUCUUGUGUGCUUCUUGCCAGUUGAUAUUUGUAAAACUGCUGCUGGAAUGAUUACUAUGUUAUUUCCCUAUUGGAAAAUAAAUUUGUUCUGUUUAUUUGCAUAUGAAAAAGCUCUCUCAAACAAUACACUUUUAUGGAGAAAGUAUUGCCUUGUUAGCUAGGAUACCAGCAGUCUGUUUUGAAGCUAUUUAUUGCUGCAGGUCAGCAGUGAUACUACGAAUGGCUGCCUACCUACAAUACCAAUCAUCCUCAAAUAAAAUGAUGAAAUCCACAUCCGUCAAUUGGUAGAAAUACUUUGUAACCCUCUCUUGAUCAAUGUCUAUUAACCCUCUUCUCAAGAAAGAAUGUUCGUAAUUCACCUCGUUUACUGUUUUCAAGAAAACAGGUUUUUCUUAGCUCUAGAUUAACAGCAGGCCAGUUUCCUAUGGCAGUGACAUUGUAUCAUCUGUGUUGUUUCGUAAUGGCAGAAGUAGUAGCGUGAACAUUUCCUGUCUUCGUAAGGCAGUGUAUUUUGUCAUUACUUCACAGUCAGAACACAUAGCCAGAGGCUUGCUGCUUGGUAUUCCUAUGAAACAUGUGCCUAAAGACUUGGCAUCUCCUCAGAGCUCUGUUCAGAAAUAAGCAUUUCAAAUAGGAAGGGGAGAGCUUUAUAACACUUGGGAAAACAAUUGGAAGUAGAUUCAACUUAGUGCAAUCUAUAUAUCAUACCCUCUGCUAUAAGAAUAGUUUAGGAAGCUUCUCCUGCCCUGCUUCAAACCUCCACUGAGAGGUACCUGGAAAUGAUAGCCUAUUAUGUUUCCAAAUUUUUCAUUUUAACGUAUCUUAGAUGUAGUGUCUGUGUCCACAUGUUACAAAUCACUGAAAAGAAACAGUUAUAUCAAGUGUUUCCUUUAAUAGUUAAUAAUUUGUGUUUUUCAGUAAUAAAAAUUGUGCCUGCCCUUC